AUCAAAAAGUGUGAGGACGCCAUCUGCAUGACCUGCAACGGGGAGGAUUACCGGGGCUUUGUGGACUACACUGAGUCAGGGAUCGAGUGCCAGCGCUGGGACUUGCAGCACCCACACAAGCAUCCCUACCACCCUGACAAGUACCCUGAGAAGGGUCUGGAUGACAACUACUGCCGCAACCCGGACGGCUCUGAGCGGCCCUGGUGCUACACCACUGACCCGGCGCUGGAGCGCGAGUUCUGCCGCAUCCGCGUCUGCAAGAAACGCCCGCGACCCAUCAACGUCACCACCGGCUGCUACAGGGGCAAAGGCGAAGGCUACCGAGGCCGAGUGAACGUCACCGUGUCGGGCAUCCCCUGCCAGCGCUGGGACGCGCAGACACCCCACCGGCACCACUUUGUGCCCAGCAAGUACCCCUGCAAGGACCUGCAGGAGAACUACUGCCGCAACCCCGAUGGCUCAGAGGCCCCGUGGUGCUUCACCACCCGCCCCGGCAUGCGCGUCGCCUUCUGCUUCCACAUCCGCCGCUGUGACGACGAGCUGAAAGCACAAGAGUGCUACCACGGCCACGGCGAGCAGUACCACGGCCACGUCAGUAAGACGCGCAAGGGCAUCACGUGCCAGAAGUGGGAUGCCACGACACCUCAUGUGCCACAGAUGUCGCCCGCCACCCACCCUGAGGCACACCUGGAGGAGAACUACUGCCGCAACCCCGAUGACGACAGCCACGGCCCCUGGUGCUACACCAUGGAUCCACGCACACCCUUUGACUACUGCGCCAUCAAGCCCUGCUCUGGCAGCGCUGUGCCAUCUGUCCUGGAGAGUGCAGAUGCAGUGAAAUUCGAGGAGUGUGGCCGGCGGGAUGAGAGGCUGCAGCAGAAGCACCGUGUGGUGGGCGGGAUGCCUGGCAACUCGCCGUGGACCGUCAGCAUCCGCAACCGGGCCGGCGUGCACUUCUGCGGUGGGUCGCUCGUGAAGGAGCAAUGGGUGAUCAGCACACGGCAGUGCUUCUCCUCCUGUGAUGCGGACCUGUCAGGCUAUGAGGUGCACCUGGGGACGCUGUUCAAGGACCCCAGCCCCACCGACCCCAACCUGCAGGCCAUCCCCAUUGUACGCAUCAUCUGCGGCCCCUCUGAGUCCCACCUGGUGCUGUUGAAGCUGGCGAGACCAGCUGUGCUGAAUACGCGUGUGGCCCUGAUCUGCCUGCCGCCCGAGCGCUACGUUGUGCCUGCUGGCACCACCUGUGAGAUUGCUGGCUUUGGGGAAACCAGAGGCACAACGGAUGGCCACGUGCUGAAUGUGGCAAAGCUGCCAGUGAUGGCACAUGCUGAGUGCCAGGCAGAGCUGCGUGGGCGCCUGAAGGAGAGCGAGCUGUGCACAGCCCCGCUGCGUGCUGGUGUGGGUGCCUGCGAGGGAGAUUAUGGUGGGCCCCUGGCCUGUCUGACUGCCGACUGCUGGGUGCUGGAGGGGGUGAUCACCCCAUCCCGUGUCUGCGCCCGCACUGACCAGCCUGCCCUCUUCAUCCGCGUCUCACUCUACGUCGACUGGAUCCACAAGGUCAUGAGGAUGGUGUGAGCUGUGCUGCAGGUGGCACCUCCCCGCCCAGCCCCCAGUCCCAAUAAAGGCAGUGGAGCCAG
Molecule: messenger RNA, 1637 nt
Organism: Lagopus leucura (white-tailed ptarmigan)
Lineage: Eukaryota; Metazoa; Chordata; Aves; Galliformes; Phasianidae
Gene: MST1
Product: macrophage stimulating 1
Exons: 14
Coding region: 28-1575 (515 amino acids)
Biological process (GO): proteolysis; regulation of receptor signaling pathway via JAK-STAT
Molecular function (GO): serine-type endopeptidase activity; receptor tyrosine kinase binding
Source: RefSeq, a predicted model, not a curated record